AUGAGUGGAGAUCAACUAAUAGCCAAUGACCUCACAGCGUUUUGUGUAGCAUUCGUAGCCAAUAUAUUCUUAAUUUAUCUUAUUUACCGUAAGACGCCAGUUCAUAUGAAAGGUUACUCAAGGAUAUUAUUAGUACAUACGGUACAAGACUUGUACUAUACUAUUCUACAGUUUGUUACUAGUGUGGUAAGACCUAAUUUCGAUUCAUUUUUGUGUUUGACUUUGUUCUAGCCCUAGUUCUAAGCUUCGUCCGGAGCCCUACCUCACAACCCUAGCCUCAAAGCCUUAGUCAAGAGCUCUAGCACAGAGCCUUGGUCCAGAUAUCAAAGCAUAAAGCCCCAGACUAAAGCCCUAACCCGGAGCCCUAGCCCAGAGUCCUAGUCCGGAACCUUAGCACUAGCGAUCAGCCUAGCUUAUGUAAUUUUGAAUCUUUUAGGAGCCAUUUUCAUACCAAGGCAAGCUAGUGAUGGUACUGGCUGGAAUGAUAAAGCACGUUGAUCUAGCCUACAGUUGGAUUCUGUUCUCAGCUGUAUAUCAAUGUGUCAUAAUUGAACUCUUUCUAACUCCGAUUGACUUUAUCUAUCGAUAUUUGACGGUUAGUAAGUAAGUAUAAUAGUUUCUACUAUUUUAUUUUAUUCACCAUGUAAUUGUAGUCAAGAAGUUAAAACAAGACGUUUAGAAACAAAGUAAUAACGAAUAUGCAACUAUAUACCUCAAUCGGCAUUGUUUAUGUGAUCUCAAUAGUUGAAGCGUUUCCCUUGGCAAUAACUGUUGUGAAAUAUGGCCCAACCGACGAUGACAAAGAGACAAUGUUAUUCACUAAGGAACUACAACAACUUCAACCUUACAGUGACUACAUGCCUACGUUUUUGUAUAGUAAUGCAGUAAGCUUUAGGAAGUGGUAGCUAGUAGUACUUUUGAAACUUUUUAAAACUACUACUUUGCCCUCCCUUUGCCCUUCCUUUGCCCUGCCUUUGCCCUGCCAUUUCCCUGCCUUUGCCCUGCCUUUGCCCUGCUUUUGCCUUGUCUUUGGCCUGCCUUUGCCCUGCCUUUGCCUUGCCUUUGCCCUGCGUUUACUCUGCAUUUGCUCUGCUUUUGCUUCGUCUUGCUUUGCCCUUCAUUUCCAUCCCAGCUCAGCUCAGCUUUUUCUAACCCAGUCCACUCCAGCCUACCUCGCUCUUGACUUGCCUUGCGUUGUGUUGUCUUUUCUAACUUGUCCUUUUAAAAAAACUUUUUAAAUUAAAAAAUCGAAAGGUAAAAUGAUAAAAUUGCUAAGCAAAAUGACUCAACAAUAUUGAAAAAAUUUUUAAUUAAAUAAUCCAAAAAUAAUUCAAAUUUGUUUUUCAGGAAACCACAUUAUUUCCAAUUAACGUUGUCACGCAGAUCAUAACAUCCGCUUUUAUUUAUAUAUUAAUCUACUGGCUUUACUUGCAAGUUUGCGUCAGCGUCAAGAUUCAUAUUCUUCAUCACAAAACUUCAAAGGUUGCUCAAACUGAGCAGCAGAUCAAUCGGGUCAUGUUUGUUCAGGUAGGUUUACUGUAUAACUGUUUGUUAGGGGUAGGGCUAGAACUAAGACACGGUAGAAUGAGUUACUGUAGCUUCUUAUCAUAUCUUUAAAAAAAUUUAAAAAAAAAUUUUAAUUUUAAAUUUUCAGUUUUUAAUCCCCUUCCUCGGUAAUUGCCUACCCAUCAUGAUUACCUCAAUGUUCUCUAUACUCAAAAUCGACUGUGUAAUGCUUGGAAUGUACAAUCGAGUAGUAUGCGCGUGGUUAACAGCUAUCAAGCCAUUGUUCACCAUAUGUUUAAUUCCAUCAUAUCGAAAUCAGAUAUACAAAACUAAAAAAUCGUCGGUUUUUGCGACGACUGUGGCUACUGCGAGGAUUAACGGCAAAUAA
This is a messenger RNA of Bursaphelenchus okinawaensis, 1894 nucleotides long. The record is from the annotation of a GenBank genome assembly. Lineage: Eukaryota; Metazoa; Nematoda; Chromadorea; Rhabditida; Aphelenchoididae.